Molecule: messenger RNA, 1295 nt
Organism: Olea europaea var. sylvestris
Lineage: Eukaryota; Viridiplantae; Streptophyta; Magnoliopsida; Lamiales; Oleaceae
Product: transcription factor MYB102-like
Exons: 3
Coding region: 63-1130 (355 amino acids)
Source: RefSeq, a predicted model, not a curated record
CACAGACCUAAAAAAAUUUCCCCCUUCUCUCUCUCUAGAUCCUCCAUAGCUAAUUCAAAGCAAUGGGGAGAGCACCAUGUUGUGAUAAAAGUGGUCUGAAAAAGGGUCCAUGGACACCAGAAGAAGAUCACAUACUCAUUGAUUAUAUACAGAAAAAUGGGUAUGGAAACUGGAGAACUCUUCCAAAAAAUGCUGGGCUGCAAAGGUGUGGAAAGAGUUGCAGGCUCCGUUGGACUAACUAUCUUCGCCCUGAUAUCAAAAGAGGAAGAUUUUCUUUCGAAGAAGAAGAAACUAUUAUUCAACUCCAUAGCAUGUUGGGAAACAAGUGGUCAGCUAUUGCAGCUCGUCUACCAGGAAGAACGGACAAUGAAAUCAAGAACUACUGGAACACGCACAUUAGAAAAAAGCUUCUUCGAAUGGGAAUCGAUCCUGUGACACAUACGCCUCGACUCGAUCUUCUUCAUCUUUCGGCAAUUCUGAACUCUUCCUCGCAAAUGAAUUUUUCAAGACUGGUUGGAAUGCAUAAUCUUGUAAACCCUCAACUCCUUAGGUUAGCCAAUCUUCUAUCGUCCACCCAAUUCCAGAACCAGAACCAGUAUCUUAUGCUACAAAACAAUGCUCAAGACAAUCAAAUUUGCAGUAAUUCCCAACUCCAAAAUCAUAUGCCACCAUUAGUGCAGCCUUGUCAACCCCAAAACCAAGAUAUUCCCACUUGUACAACGUUGGAAACUCCGAAUGUUCCAAUCUCGAACAUCGAUCAGUUCCGUACAUCAGAUGUCACCAACUUCAACCCACAAAAUUGCCAACUAAAUGACUGGCCAAACAAUCAAAUAGACGUAACUUCUUUCCCAGAAGAUUAUGUACCCUUAUCAAACUAUGGAUAUGAUUGCGUAUACGGGUCAGAUCCUCCUCCUUCAGAUACUUCAACUUUUCAAUCCAACGGCAGCAGUAAUUUCAGCUUUCGUUCAGUUUUGUCCAAUAUGUCAAGCCCUUCAUCAAGUCCAACUCCGUUGCAUUCUAAUUCUAUCAAAUUGACCAGCAACAGUACUGAAGAAGAGAAAGAAAGCUAUUGCAGUAAUUUGUUGAAGUUUAAUAUUCAAGAUAUGCUGGAUGUUAAUGAAUUCGUGUAAACUGAUCAGAAACCAUAGUGAUCAGAGAGUUUUUUCUUUUUAAAAAAAUCCCUCUGAGCUUUUAUGGAAUCUAUGUUUAUUGUAAAAUUUAUCUUUAAAGAAUUUGUUGUAAAUUUCUAAAGCUCGUCGUCGUCUUCCAUUGAAAUUGUUUACAAUAUUGAAUUA